GUCAUACUUAGUGCAGCACGCUACGGUCGGCGAUGGAAAGGAGAUGGCGCGGUGUCACCUAAUGCGAACACACUGGAAGAGUACAGUACGCUCGUCCCCGCGGAGAAAAGCGAUCCCAGCGCAGAGAGGCUACCGGCACAGCCGGAGAGAGAUGGGCCGGUAGCAACGCAGUGUGUUCGCUCCAGCUCGUAUUGGUUGCAAGCACGGCAUGGCGGGAGUCAGCCACGGAGAGGACAAGGGCCCAAGUGUGCACUACCGUACCGAGGCCUCGCCCGCGCUAUUCCUCUCCUUCGCAACGCGUCGUCGUCUAUGGAUGACCUCGUUAUUGCGCGCGUCUGGGGCGAGGGCAUUGUGCGGUACUCGUCGUCAAAUAGCGCCACCAACGGGCCAAGGGCCUUCGAUGAGUACCGCGCGUGCGCUGUCGUCAUAGGGCACAUCACCGGCAUCAGGUGUCCGGGUCGAACGUCAUCUAGGGCUGGGGGCUCUGCGGAGAGGGCUAUAAGCAGACGCGCGACGGCGAAGGAUGGUCGUCACCCAGGACAGCUCGAGCGGCAGGUCGGGCGAGACAUUGAUGGACUAUACGGACGCCAGACGGACGUCGUUCUCAGGCUACUGUACGAGUAUUCACGUCGGACGCCUACCGAAUCGGCCUGCGCGUUUUCGAAGUCCCCGGCGCAGUUGGCGCCACUGAUCCAUUCAGUCCACCGGUGUCAGGUCAGAAUGUGUUUCUGCUGCGGUUCACCGGGUAUGAGCAAUACCGGGCUAUCACAGUUGUUCGUUGUAGAGGGGGUUGGUUGA
This is a messenger RNA of Fomitopsis serialis, 798 nucleotides long. RefSeq lists its product as uncharacterized. The transcript has 4 exons. NCBI's taxonomy places the organism in Eukaryota, Fungi, Basidiomycota, Agaricomycetes, Polyporales, Fomitopsidaceae. The record is from RefSeq and is a predicted model, not a curated record. The annotation marks the transcript as partial.